Messenger RNA from Lasiosphaeria miniovina, 801 nucleotides. RefSeq lists its product as uncharacterized. The record is from RefSeq and is a predicted model, not a curated record. The annotation marks the transcript as partial. Lineage: Eukaryota; Fungi; Ascomycota; Sordariomycetes; Sordariales; Lasiosphaeriaceae. The transcript is spliced from 2 exons.
GAGCCGCUGAGCUUCCUGUUCGUAGUGAACGAGUUCGUCGCCAACUUUGAGCCGCUCCCGGGCCAGGUCGCCCCGGCCACGGAUCAGUGGGGCAACAUGGUGCCGCCCGUGAACGCGGCGUCGUACGAGAGCGAGGAAGUCGGAAUCGUGUUCCGCUACUGCCAGGGCCUCGUGACCCCCGCGGCCGGCUACCGCUGGUACCGGCCGCGCAUGGGCGAGCCCGGCAGCAUUGCGCGCUACGACGCCGCUAACAACUUCGAGGGCUACCUGGUGGCGUACAAGACGCAGAGCGUGUUCGCGUGCUCGGCGCACCUGCCCAUCGUGGUGUCGAACGGCGACUCGUCGCUGGGCGCGUCGUUCAUCCGCCGCGGGUGCGCCUGCGACCACGCCUACGAUGUUGAGAGCAGCACCAACACGUCCUACACGGCGUGGAACCUGCUGCACUUCAGCAGCAGCCCCGACAUGGCCGGCGUGUCGCUGGCCAUGACGGACGGCACGGGCGCGCCCUUUGUCCCCGCCAGGGACCCCAGCUGGAUCCCCACGCUCGUCCCGCGCGUCUUCGAGAACACACGCGACGACCAGGGCAUCCCCCGCUCCCGCGGCCUCGCCGGUGAGAUGCCCCUCGUCAUCGCCCUGAUGGCCUUUCACGGCAGACGCAACCACGCCAGCGACGUCUUUAGCAACCAGUUCUGGCACUACAACCAGUGGCGCGGACCCAACAGCACACCCAGAUGUAGGUACACCCACCCCCUUUCCGAGAACAACCCGCGGGGCUUCGUCGUCAGCGUCUGCCUGGAUAUC